Molecule: messenger RNA, 1429 nt
Organism: Metopolophium dirhodum (rose-grain aphid)
Lineage: Eukaryota; Metazoa; Arthropoda; Insecta; Hemiptera; Aphididae
Exons: 5
Coding region: 369-1178 (269 amino acids)
Molecular function (GO): NAD+ poly-ADP-ribosyltransferase activity; protein binding
Source: RefSeq, a predicted model, not a curated record
AAAAAAUCUUAAAUAAAAAUAAACUUUAUUUGAGGAUUCCCCAUCGUUAUCACUAUAUUUAUUACGAAUAACAAUAUACUUAACAGUAACUAUAACGGACAGACAUAUAUGUAUCUACAGUUAAUUACUAACUACAGAUAUAUAAAGAUAUGACUAAAUAAAUUUAAUACAACAUAAAAAUCUACCUAAUCAUAAACAUUAAACAUAAACUGUCAUACGACAUACAGUAUAAUAUUACAUUUUGAUAUCUGAGUAACAGACAUUCAGACAUUAAUUAUUGUUAUGGUACCUACUACCUAUUCUUGCUCUGUUUAAACUGUUUUAGAACAAUCAUUAUUGAUUUCGUAUUUGACUAUUUUAUCUGAACCAUGAAUGAUUAUUCUAUUGAACCAGUAGUUGAUUCAGAAUUGUACGAAGUUGAAGAAAUUAGACACUUGUAUGACCUUUUUGAUGUUAUAAGUGUUCAUAAAGUACAAAAUCCAUUGCUUUGGGGCUUAUACACAUUAAGAAAAAAUGAAAUGGAAAUAAAUACAAAAAAUAUAAAGGUAAAUGAAUGGCUUUUAUAUCACGUUACUGCCACUAAAAAUGUUCAAUCAAUUGCUGAGAAUAAUUUAGACUGGCGUUUCACAAAUCGUUGUCGAUAUGGAAAAGGUGUAUGUUUUUCAUAUUGCCCUUUGUAUGCCAACCGAUAUGCAUCAUGUGCUCAGGGAUCAACUUCUGCAGUAGAUUACGAUGAAAAUCUAAUGCAUAUACUUAUUAAUAUGGGUUUUCCAAGAGAAGCUAUCAAACGAGCAUUAUUUUAUACUUAUAACCAAGGCCUACAAUGUGCGACGAAAUGGCUUAUGGACCAUAUUACAGAUAAUAAUUUUGCUGAACCUUUUGUUCCAUCCAGACAUGACUUCAAUAGUGAAAUUUCAAUUGAGCGAGCAUUUAUAAUUUGUCGAGUCUUAGUUCAAAGAACCAAAGAUGUUAAUGUCAAUUAUAAUUUGAAUGUUAUACCUAAUGUUUUUGAUACUGCUAAAUCAUUAAAUGGUAUGGUUUAUGUAAAAUUCAAUGAUUACGAAUUUUAUCCACAGUACAUUGUGUAUUACAGAGAACAUACAACAGAACAUAAUUUAACUCAAUACGCUGAUCCAUAUUCAUGUAAUUUCAAUUAUAACUAUUGUGCUGAUCAAUGAUAAUAGUAUAUCAUAAAUUGGUUAAUUUUGGAUUUUUUAAUUUAAAUUAUCGUAAUCUAUUUAAUGUUAACUGUAUUUUGACUUAUGCAUAUUAAUAGCAGCAACAUUAUUAUUACAGAUUAAUCGAUCAAACAUUAUAUAACUAAUAUAUCAAAGUAUUUUUAGUGUCAUGGUAUAUUUAUUAACUUAUAUUUUAUACUGAAUAAUACAAUGUUAGUUGUUAAGCGAACGUAUGAUUAAAAUUAAAAUAA